Messenger RNA from Tachysurus vachellii, 887 nucleotides. Its product is annotated as vitelline membrane outer layer protein 1-like. Lineage: Eukaryota; Metazoa; Chordata; Actinopteri; Siluriformes; Bagridae. Bases 31 to 672 code for a protein of 213 amino acids. The record is from RefSeq and is a predicted model, not a curated record. The transcript has 3 exons.
GAGACUAGUUGUGUGCGUGGAACCACAACCAUGGCUCUCAUUUAUGUUACAGUUCUCUGCUUGGUGGCUCUGGUGUCAUCUGUUGAGUUAGAUGUUAAAGAUCAGCCUAGUGUCAUUCGUGCUGGGAGGACUUAUGCAUCGCGAAAUUACACCUCAAUCCUUUCAGUGCCAAAUGGAGAGAAAUUUGGGAACUGGAUGUGGUCAGAGUUGUGUCCUGAGAAAUUCUAUGCCACUGGAUUCAGCCUAAGGAUCGAACCUAACCAGUACGGAAGCGAUGACACGGCUCUGAACGGAAUCCGACUGUUCUGCGUCCAAAAUGAAGACCGUCGCUUCAUCUACAGUGUGGAGUCCCAUACCGGACAUUUUGGUGAGUGGACAGAUCCUCAGUGGUGCCCUUCUGGUACAUUGAGCUCGUUCCAGCUGCGUGUGGAGCCUCACCAGGGCAUCUUUGGUGACGACACGGCCGCCAACAACGUCCGCUUCCGUUGUAGCUCCAACCCGACGCUGGAGGGCCGUGGCAUGACCUGGGGCGAAUACGGAGCGUGGAGUAGUGACUGUCGCAACGGGGGCAUCUGUGGCAUCCAGACCAAGAUGGAGCUGUACCAAGGCGGACUGGACGACUCGUCACUCAACGAUGUGCGUUUCCACUGCUGCACUCACACGCAGAAGUGAGAUCGGAUUGGGCGCUAAUCGGAUUUCUGUUGAGGGAAAUCUGUUUUUUUUUGUUUUUCAGAGGUGAAAGAAUGAUAUGAUGUCAUUGUUCUGAUAAAUAUCAGGAUGUGCUUUUCUCAGAGUUGCAAUGGUGACACUUCUGUGACAGUUUGACUAUCUUCGAUUCCCAAUUAGAUGAUUGGAUGUAAAAAUAAAUUCGUGUCAUUCAUAUGGAA